Messenger RNA from Limanda limanda (common dab), 1359 nucleotides. RefSeq names its product sp8 transcription factor b (gene sp8b). The transcript has 2 exons. NCBI's taxonomy places the organism in Eukaryota, Metazoa, Chordata, Actinopteri, Pleuronectiformes, Pleuronectidae. Gene Ontology annotation, molecular function: DNA-binding transcription factor activity, RNA polymerase II-specific; RNA polymerase II cis-regulatory region sequence-specific DNA binding. The coding region runs from base 1 to 1359 and encodes 452 amino acids. Gene Ontology annotation, biological process: regulation of transcription by RNA polymerase II. The record is from RefSeq and is a predicted model, not a curated record.
AUGGCAACUUCACUUCUAGGGGAGGAGCCGAGGUUAGGAUCCACUCCUUUAGCCAUGUUGGCUGCAACAUGCAACAAAAUAGGGAGUCCGAGCCCUUCGCCUUCGGCUAUUUCGGAUAAUUCCUCGUCCUUUGGGAAGGGCUUCCACCCGUGGAAGAGAGCCGCCGCGAGCAGCUGCAGCCUCGGGUCCGGCCUGUCCGGGUUCGGGGUGUCCCGCAACGGAGGCGGCAUCUCGGACUCUUUCGCCAGCAACAGCUCCGGUGGAUCCAGCGCUUUUUCCCUCACGUCGGGCUCCUCGCCCGGGGCCCACUUUGGAAACGACUACUCUGUUUUCCAAGCGUCCGUCUCCAGCAGCUCCCAGGAGUCCAGCCACCAGCCGGUCUUCAUCUCCAAGGUGCACACCUCGGUGGACAGCUUGCAGGGCAUCUAUCCGAGGAUGAGCGUCGCGCAUCCCUACGACUCCUGGUUCAAGUCGUCCCAUCCCGGCAUCCCCACCGGGGACGUCGGGACCACCGGAGCCUCGGCGUGGUGGGACGUGGGAGCGGGAUGGAUCGAUGUUCAGAACCCUAACGGAGCAGCACUUCAGUCGUCCUUGCAUUCCGGUGGACUCCAGACCUCCUUGCACUCUCCCCUGGGCGGAUAUAACUCUGAUUACUCCACGUUAAGUCACUCCGCGUUCAGCACAAGUCCCUCUCCACACCUGUUGACAAGCGGCCAGCACCUGAUGGACGGCUACAAGCCGGUGUUAUCCUCUUAUCCGGACACGAGCCCCUCUCCAUUAGCCGGGGCGGGGGGCACCAUGCUCUCCGGGGGUCCACCUGCCUCUUUAGCGGGGUCCCCGAGGUCAUCUGCCCGCCGGUACUCGGGCAGAGCCACCUGCGACUGUCCAAACUGCCAGGAGGCGGAGAGACUAGGACCGGCGGGCGCCAGCCUCCGGAGGAAGGGCCUCCACAGCUGUCACAUCCCGGGCUGCGGGAAGGUUUACGGGAAGACGUCGCACCUCAAGGCGCAUUUGAGGUGGCACACCGGCGAGAGGCCGUUCGUGUGCAACUGGCUCUUCUGCGGGAAGAGGUUUACGCGCUCCGACGAGCUGCAGCGACACUUACGCACACACACCGGGGAGAAGAGAUUCGCCUGCCCGGUGUGCAACAAGAGAUUUAUGCGCAGCGAUCACCUGAGUAAACAUGUAAAGACUCACAGCGCCGGGGGAUCCGCCGGCUCUGGCUCCGGGGGCAGCGGAGGGAAGAGGGGGAGCGACACCGACAGCGAGCACAGCGCGCCGGGGAGCCCCCCGUGCCAUUCCCCCGACCUGUUGCACCCCCCCGAGUCCACCCAGGGAGGGGGCAUGAACGGCCUCUAA